Molecule: messenger RNA, 1893 nt
Organism: Dendronephthya gigantea
Lineage: Eukaryota; Metazoa; Cnidaria; Anthozoa; Malacalcyonacea; Nephtheidae
Product: protein ecdysoneless homolog
Exons: 1
Coding region: 1-1827 (608 amino acids)
Cellular component (GO): nucleus
Source: RefSeq, a predicted model, not a curated record
AUGGCUGAAUUCGGUGAAUCACUGGAUAACGUUGUCGAGUACAAGAUUUUCUCUAUUCACUCUGCUAUUGCUGAAAUUGACAAUAUUUUGAAAAUUGAAGAUGUAUUGUACGAUGUUUUAUCAUAUGCGCAGUCACUUAUCAGUGAUUACAUUUGGCAAAACGACUGUUUUAAUUUGACUACUCAAGAUUUGGAGCAACCACGUGAAAGUAUUGACAAAUCGGAACAGAGUCAAUUCCUCAAAGGGUCCACGAACUUUGGUGAUAAUAUUGAGGAUGAAUGGUUCAUAGUGUACCUGUUAUUCAGUAUAAGCAAACAAUUUCCUGAUUUUGCUAUUACUGUGAAUGACAACGAUGGCGAAUUCUUACUAAUUGAAGCGGCUGAAUAUCUUCCGGAGUGGCUUGAACCAGAUACGAGUGAAAACAGAGUUUUUGUGUAUCAAGGGAAGCUUCACAUCAUACCAUUUCCGAAAAAACCUUCAGAAAUUCCUUUCCUUCCUGCAGGAAAGCCAACUAUCUGUCAAGCUUUAAAAAUUCUCAAAGCAAAUCCAGAGAAAACUGUUGCCCCACCUUGGAUUCAAGAUCCUAUUUUAAAAAAAAUUCAAGAAUAUCCUAAGAAAGCAAGAGGUUGCUUUCAUAAUGUUUUGUGUUAUGUACCUCCCAAGGUUAAAUAUUUGUUAGAAACAAAGAAUUCCCUUAUUUCCCCAGCAGUUUCGGCUUUUGUUAAUCGGGAUUUGGCCAGGACUGGCCAAAGUCUAGUGCAUUUCAACCUAAAGUCACUUGUCCCUUGUCGUGUACGUUUUACAAAGUGUUUAUAUGGUCAGCUAGUCAAACAAAAUUUCAUUCGUGACAAAUAUGCAAUGAAAUUCAUGCCUGCUGUUUCCUGCCCAACAUAUAAAGGACACCUUAUAGGAUUACAGCUUACCUAUGGUUUUGAGGUACUGUAUAACCAAACACCUUAUAAUAAUGGAAUGGUGAGCAACAAUACUGCUGGUGGUGAAUGUUGGGAGAAGUACCUGGAAUCAUUGACAAAGCAUGGUUACUUUCGAGAAGAAGUUGUUGGAUCACAAUUGUACACCCAACUAAUGGAAAAUGCAAAGGAAUAUUUCACUAAAAUCUGCUUGAAUUCAGGACAAAAUCAACAUAGCAUAAAUGAAAUCAAGACAUUACUUAAAGAUGUGCCAAUUGAUGAAAAAGUAUCACCUCAAUCUACAGCAGAGGUAUUUCCUCCGGAUGAUAAUGAAAGUUGGCUAGAGGUUACUACAGAAGAAUUGGAUUUUAUGUUGUCCCAAUAUGGUCAGUCUAAAUUGACUGGUGAAGAGGUUGAUUUGAGAGAAGUUGUCAGUGGAAUGAACUCAUUUGUAGAAAAAAUAUCUAGCUAUGAAGGUGCUGAAUUUCCUUCAGAUCAAGAUGAAGAUGACAUACAAUUUGAUGCUGAAGGAUUCAUGAAAUCCGUAGACACAAUUUUCAUGCCAUCCAACACAGACAAUAGUGAAAUAAUCUCUGAUGAUCUAAAUGACAGUGGUGACAGUGAUGAAGAGAUGGUAGAAUAUGCAACUGCUAUGGAUAAUGAACUUUCAGCAACAAACAUUGGUAAAAGUUUUGUUAAAUUGCAAAGCAAGGAUGGUGAUUUACAAAGAUCCAAGAUAGAUGAAAGUUCUCUUGAAACAGAGGAUGACACAAUGAAACCAGUUGAUAUUGAUUUAAAUUUAGUGCAAAAUUUUUUGGAGUCGUAUUCUUUACAACAAGGAUCACCUGGGCCUGUGUCUAACAUACUUAGUUCAAUUGGAAUAACAUUGCCCGAGAAUCUUCCACAAGCUGAUGAAUGAGGAAAUAACAUUGGGUCUCACCAAAUUAGAAUUGAUGAAACAGGGUUAGUUAUUUGUGUCAGUGGU